Molecule: messenger RNA, 2190 nt
Organism: Daldinia vernicosa
Lineage: Eukaryota; Fungi; Ascomycota; Sordariomycetes; Xylariales; Hypoxylaceae
Product: glycosyltransferase family 31 protein
Exons: 1
Coding region: 351-2048 (565 amino acids)
Molecular function (GO): acetylglucosaminyltransferase activity
Source: RefSeq, a predicted model, not a curated record
CUCAAAGAUUCCACAAUUCCUACCUACUAAAAGUAGAUUCUUGCCUCUUUGGAUUCGUACCACACAUACGUAUUUGUAUGUAUUCCCCUCUUGCCUUAUGUAUUCCUCUUCCUUUGGGCUUGUCUCGUCGUACGGUAUCCCACCCUAGGCUUCGGUUCUCUACAUGUAAUCUUUCCUGCCCCCAGUACCUAGAAUAUAAUCUUUCUCGCCCCCAGUAGAAUAUUCAACUAUUCUCCCUAUUACCUUUUCUCCCCACUAGAAUAUCGAAGAACUCCUAGUCUUCUUCCUCCUCUUCCUACUUUUCUCAGCUAUGCUACCCCUACGGUGAUAAAGAGAAAAAGGGCUCUCCCAUGUUUCCAUCCAAGGUCCCCCGCGUCUUUGUCCUCGCCAGCGCCGUGCUCCUGUUCCUCGUCACUUACACGACCCUUCAUCUGUAUCAUCGUGUCCCGCCCUCAUAUCCAGCGGCGGAUCCUCAAAUCCUUCCGAACAAAGAUGCGAUAACCCAAGAGGGGCAGUCGGAUGCCAAUGAUGUCGUGGCCGCAGAUAUUAUUACUGAAAUUUUAGCCCCAGCUAUUACUACUCCCACUCCGAGUCCUACUAGUAAAGAUGAAGAGCCAGCCUGGAAGCCAAAAACUGGUAAUGCGCUCUCUCAACCAUCAGCUCAGCCUACUAGCAUCAGUGACGAUACUGCCGCAGGGGAUAAAUCCGGAGAAGAGGAGCAUCAACAACCGCUUCCCGAUCAUAAGCUCUGUUCCAAGGAAUUGGAGUUUCUGAUGCGCUCAAGCAUCGAUCUGGGAUUAACCGAGCGCGUGCACUACUCCCGCCGCUACAUUAAGUCCAUAUUCUCCGAUACUGUCGACAGAGACGAGAUCGUCAACAUCACAGAGCCUCUCGUUAAAAGCGAGGUAGAAAUCGAUCUACACCAAUGCGGAGAUGCCAUAAUUCCUCAGUCUGAGCCUAUCAACCUAGUUGUCCCGAAGCCUCAUCCGAAGACCACGUUUUCUCACCUUAUGUUCGGGGUGGCAACGGAUUAUAAACGUCUCAACGACUCGAUUAUCCCUUUUGCCCAUUGGAUUUCUGGAACUGGCGCCAAGCUUGUCGCUGUCGUCACAGAUGCCAAAAAGAAAUCACCUGAAGAUAUACAGCGACUACAGCGUAGUUUUGAGAUAGCUGAUAUCAAUGUGACUUUGGUGAAGCCUAUUAGUGGGGACUUCUCGACAUCGCAGAAUCAUGUUGCUGUCCUUAUCAAUAUGCUCCAACAAGACAGUCCCGAUACCCAAUGGUACGGUCUCAUAGACGACGAUACCUUCUUCCCGAGUUUGAAACCUCUGUCGGACAGCCUCGGCACGUUGGAUCACAAGACCGAUACUUACGUCGGUGCGCUCUCGGAAGACUUCCAGUCUGUCCGGAGCUUUGGUUUCAUGGCGUUCGGUGGCGCUGGUGCAUACCUGUCGGCUCCGCUCGCCAAGAAGCUUAGUGACCAAGCUCUCCAAUGUAUCCACGACGCAACUACCCAAGAGGGAGAUACUAUCCUUCGGGACUGCGUAUACUAUAACUCCAAAGCCAAACUUACUAUUCUCCCGGGCCUGUACCAGCAGGAUUUAACGGACGAUGUCAGCGGAUUUUUCGAAGCUGGGUUAAAGCCUUUAAAUCUUCAUCAUUGGAAAAGUUGGUAUAAGGCACCUGUCGAGAAGAUGGCGAAAGCUGCCAGGUUUUGUGGGGAUUGUUUCUUGCAGCGCUGGCGGUUCGGUAAUGAUACGGUCUUGUCAAAUGGAUUUUCCAUUGUGGAAUACCCAAACGGUGUGGAUUCCGUCAACCUACAACUAAUGGAGGGCACGUGGGGUAAAGCCGACAGCAAAGACUUCGAUUUUAGCCUUGGUCCGCUCAGACAACCUUACCCCCCGGAUCAGAAGAAGAGCUAUAAGCUGAGAGGAGCCGAGUUCACGGAGAGUGGGGAUCUAAGGCAGCUGUAUGUGCGGAUUGCGGACGCUUCUAAGGAUGGAGAUGAACUCGACCAGGUGAUUGAACUGAUAUGGCAAGGGCAUUAAAUAGCGGGCGUUAAUGGAGGCGGCACAUACAUGUUCUCGGAUUAGACUGUUUACUUUGGCGUACAUCUUUGGUCUGCAUAGAGUCUUCACUUGGGGAUGGCGGCAUUGCAUAUGUACUUGUAUUUAAGAGGUACUAUUGACC